Messenger RNA from Arabidopsis arenosa, 966 nucleotides. The record is from the annotation of a GenBank genome assembly. Lineage: Eukaryota; Viridiplantae; Streptophyta; Magnoliopsida; Brassicales; Brassicaceae.
UACUUUUUUAAUUUCAUUUUCUCUACUUUUCUCUUUUGUCACACUUUCAUUUUUUUGUUCUCAAAUCAUGGAGGCAACAGAAUUGCAUUAGCUUCAUUUUCUCUCACACUUCCACAAUCCUAAAAACUUUCUGAUCUUCCAGUGAAUUAUGCUAAAGAAGAGAUCAAGAAGCAAGCAAGCUUUAAUGGCGGAACCAAACCAGAGUCAGAAUCAGAAGCAGAGUAAACCGACGCCGUUUCCAAGGCUCUUCACAGCUUUUAGUAGCUUUAAAAGCUUCACUGAAAACGACGCCGUCGCGAGUCCAACUUCGAUCCUCGACACCAAACCUUUCUCUGUUUUGAAAAACCCUUUUGGAUCCGAUAACCCGAAAACCCACGAACCCGAAACCCGUCUCAAACUCGAACCCAAAAGAAUCGGACUCGCCAUUGUCGAUUCUUUAAUCCAAGACGAAACACCCGAACCCGGCCCGAGAUCCGGGACUAUUCUAUUCGGGUCUCAGCUUCGGAUCCGGGUCCCGGAUUCUCCACGUUCGGAUUUCGGGAUCAAAACGAAGAAUUCUCAACCGGAGACGAAGAAGCCGGAUCCUGGGUCGGGUCUUGGGUCGCCCCGAAUCAUCUCCGGCUAUUUCUCGGCGAGUGAUAUGGAGUUAUCGGAGGAUUACACAUGCGUGACGUGUCACGGGCCUAACCCGAGAACCAUUCAUAUAUUCGAUAACUGUAUCGUAGAGAGCCAACCCGGCGUCGUUUUCUUCCGGAGCUCCGACCCGAUUAAAGAAUCGGAUUCGGAUUAUUCCCCACCCGACAGUUUUCUCAGUUCUUGCUGUAACUGUAAGAAGAGUCUUGGACCUCGUGAUGACAUUUUCAUGUACAGGGGAGAUAGAGCUUUCUGUAGCAGUGAAUGCAGGUCCAUUGAGAUGAUGAUGUCAGAGGAAAAUGAUAUUAAAUGAAAUAAGUUUUUAUUGAGUUA